This is a messenger RNA of Tremella mesenterica DSM 1558, 1071 nucleotides long. RefSeq lists its product as uncharacterized. The record is from RefSeq and is a predicted model, not a curated record. Gene Ontology annotation, molecular function: protein serine/threonine kinase activity; ATP binding. The transcript is spliced from 6 exons. Gene Ontology annotation, biological process: mRNA cis splicing, via spliceosome; peptidyl-serine phosphorylation; peptidyl-threonine phosphorylation. The coding region runs from base 1 to 1071 and encodes 356 amino acids. Lineage: Eukaryota; Fungi; Basidiomycota; Tremellomycetes; Tremellales; Tremellaceae.
AUGGUCGACAAUGUGGACGAUCCAGAAGGGUAUUAUCGGAUCACUCCUGGAGAGAUUUUGGAUGAUGGAAGAUAUCAAGUCACGAUCAAUCUGGGUAAAGGCAUGUUCUCGAGCGUGGUCAAGGCCAAGGUGCUCAAGGCUGUGGAUCAGGAGCGACGGCAGGAUGUGGUCGGGAGAGAAGUGGCCAUCAAGGUCAUUCGCAGUCAAGAAAGCAUGUACGUGGCGGGCCGGAAAGAAGCUCAGAUAUUGAAGAGACUGAACGAUGCGGACCCGGAGGAUCGAAAGCAUCUGUUGCGACUGGAAAGAACAUUUGAACACCGAGGUCAUCUUUGCAUCGUGACGGAAAGCUUGAGUAUGAACCUUCGCGAUGUCAUCAAGCGGUUUGGCAAAGAUGUUGGGUUGAACAUGCGAGCUGUUCGCGCCUACGCACACCAGAUGCUCCUCGCACUCUCCCUCAUGCGAAAAUGCAACAUUGUGCAUGCCGACAUCAAGCCUGACAAUAUCUUGGUUACUGAGAACAAGGCUUCUUUGAAAGUCUGUGAUUUAGGAAGUGCGUCAGACGUUGUGGAUGGCGAAAUAACUCCAUAUCUCGUAUCACGCUUCUACCGUGCUCCUGAGAUCAUCCUUGGAUUAUCAUACGAUACGGCUAUCGACAUGUGGUCUGUCGGUUGCACAUUGUAUGAGCUCUACACUGGCAAGAUUCUGUUCCCCGGUCGAUCAAAUAAUCACAUGUUGCUCCUUAUGAUGGAGGUGAAGGGCAAGUUCAACCAUCGGAUGAUCAAAAAAGCGACAUUUGGGGAGAUGCAUUUCGACGAAGGAUUGAAUUUUAUAUCGAUAGAGAAGGACAAGAUUACCGGGCAAGACGUUGCGAAAACCCUCGUGUUGUCCAAAGCCACGAAAGACCUACGUUCUAGACUCUUGCCUCCCUCAUCGGUUCAGGUGAAAAUGAGGGACGAGGAAUUACGAAUGAUACAAAAUCUCAUCGAUCUGUUGGACAAAUGUUUGCAAUUAGAUCCAUCUAGAAGGAUCACUCCACGGGACGCUCUCUUACAUCCUUUUGUAGCUGGCUAG